UUUAUUUUUUAUUUGUUUUUGUGCUAAUUUAAUUAAAUAAUAUAUUUGACAUUUCUUCCAUUACUGUCAUCAUCGUUGCCAAGCAUUGGAGUUGCUCUUACAAGAAACUUCUGCUUAUUAUAACUCUAUAAAAGACAUGGCAUUGUGAACUACUUUUCAUACAAAAUAUAACAAUUAUUAACAAAAUAUAUAUAGAUAUGAAGAAGUGGUGUAUUAUUGUGUUGAUGUCGUUCCUUGUAGGAGGAGCUUUGGCCGAGCAGUGUGGAAGACAAGCAGGAGGAGCCUUGUGCCCCAACGGACUGUGCUGCAGCCAACACGGGUGGUGCGGCACCACAUCCGACUACUGUGCAGCCGGUUGUCAGAGCCAAUGCUCCUCAACUACGCCGACCCCCAGUGGCGGUGGCGGUGGCGGUGGCGGUAGUGGCGAUGUGAGCAGCGUCAUCAGCAGUGCACUGUUCGAGGAAAUGCUCAAGCAUCGUAACGAUGGGGGAUGCCCAGGUCGAGGAUUCUACACUUACGAUGCUUUCCUCACUGCUGCAAGGUCUUUCAAUGGCUUUGGCACCACAGGCGAUGAUGCCACUCGUAAAAGGGAGAUUGCUGCUUUCUUUGGCCAAACCUCUCAUGAAACCACUGGAGGAUGGGGAGAUGCACCAGAUGGUCCAUACGCAUGGGGUUAUUGUUUUGUGAGUGAAAAAGAUCAGAAGGUGAAUUGUGACCCCAACAGAGGACCCUGUUCCCCUGGCAAAUCCUAUUAUGGCCGAGGACCUAUCCAAUUAACUCACAACUACAAUUACAAUCUAGCUGGUCAAGCACUUAGAAUGGACUUGUUAAACGACCCAGACAGAGUGGCCACAGACGCAGUGGUUUCGUUCAAGACAGCCAUAUGGUUCUGGAUGACUCCACAGGCUAACAAGCCAUCGAGCCACGACGUUAUCAUCGGCAGAUGGUCACCGUCGCAGGCUGAUCUAUCGGCAAGGCGAGCCCCAGCUGGUUAUGGUGUCAUCACUAACAUAAUCAACGGUGGGGUAGAAUGUGGCAAAGGUCCAGUGGACACGGUCAAAAGUAGGAUUGGAUUCUACCAGAGAUAUUGUGGUAUUUUUGGAGUUGGCUUGGGAACUAACUUGGAUUGCUACAAUCAAACUCCUUUCGCCUAGUUAUAGUUAUAGUUAUAAUUAUAAUGUUCUUUGUUUGAAUACAUCAUGAGACUAUAAUUUAUAUACAUAUAUGUAUGUAAUAAUAAUCUCAACUUGCUACUA
Molecule: messenger RNA, 1256 nt
Organism: Humulus lupulus (European hop)
Lineage: Eukaryota; Viridiplantae; Streptophyta; Magnoliopsida; Rosales; Cannabaceae
Product: endochitinase-like
Exons: 3
Coding region: 198-1154 (318 amino acids)
Biological process (GO): chitin catabolic process; carbohydrate metabolic process; defense response to fungus
Molecular function (GO): chitin binding; chitinase activity
Source: RefSeq, a predicted model, not a curated record